Tuber aestivum (summer truffle) is the source of this 1913-nucleotide messenger RNA. The record is from the annotation of a GenBank genome assembly. Lineage: Eukaryota; Fungi; Ascomycota; Pezizomycetes; Pezizales; Tuberaceae.
GAGUACAAGUACCUGUACCGUACUUUGAUAAAUCUGCGGCACUUGAAAAGUUGUACAAAUACUUAUAACCCCCCCCUUUUCCCCCUUUAAUCCUUGGCAAGUGAACAACAAACGAUUACUGUACCGGUACCCAUACAAACACACCGCUCACCACACCGCCCACCACACAGUCCCUUCUUUACAUUGCGAGUGGAAACAAGUUUUUACCCCUCUUUUCAUUUCCUUUCGUCCGAGUCCCGUCGUGAGAGUAAAUCCGAAAUUACUCGAACCCGGUUACGAUCAUCAUUCAAAAUAUACCUCACACGAUCCUCCAUGCCAUUUUCCGGAACCCCGCUUCUUGUAAUUGGCAAAGAUGACCAGCGAAAUGAACAAUGUGGAAGUGGAACCUCUCGGAGUUCUUCAAGUACUUUUUCUUUUCUUCCACCCCGACCUCGAAUCCUCCACAAAGUGCUGAUUGUGAUUGUCAAUAGUCCGAAUUCCCCACCCUCGACUCCGCCCUAAUCGCAGCAAUACUUAACGAUACCAACGACCUGAACGACGCUCGCCAAACGCUCGGUAUACUGAGGUCGCAGACCAUCCUUGAUGAUGGCGCGCUUCCAGGCCUCGACUCCUGUCCCGAACUCUGCGAGGGGUCGUCAGAAACCGACCUGACCUGGCAGACGGAGGAGAACGAUGGCGAGAACCCACCGGACAAGAUUGACGCCUUACAGAAGAUGUUUCCGGAAUUGGGCACGUACACGCUCAGGCGAGUGCUCGGCGGCGUGCAGGGCGACGUAGAUCGCGCAAUAGACGAGCUCUUGAAUCGCGCCUUUUUGGACGGUGACGAGGAGGGGGGAAAGAUGAAAGGGGUCGAUGCGUUUGAUGGGGAGCUGGUAUGGAAUUGGGGCGGCAAGAAGGGGAAACGGAAAGGACAGAGUGGGAACGGGAAGGGGGGAGGAGGGAGGGCAAGUUCAGCAUCCGAUGAGAAUUUGCAGAGCGACAACACCUCAGAGUCCCGUUGGGUAGUGAUGUCUCGGGAAGUAGAUUAUCUGGCGGGUUGCUUAGGUCUGGAACGGGGGAAGGUGCAGUCUGUUUACCACUGCCAUAACGGGUCGAUGGGUCAUACGAUUGCCGCUCUGUUGAACGAGUGCGAUGGUGGUGACUCACAGGACCCAACACAUCUCGACGAACUCCACGCUUUAGCGGGGAAAUUUGGGGCAACUGUGAAAACAGAUCACCUAGCCAAGCUCUUGCUGCUCUGUGGGGAGAAUAAAACUGCCCUAUUCCAACUCGCCGAGAUUCUUUCCUGCAACCCUCCUUCUAAACAACACCUCCUCGGAGCAUCCUCUCCAACCUCCCCCUCUCGCCCAUGGACAGCAGCUUGCCAAACAACACCAACAGUCAACACCAAUUGGACAGUAAUCGGCACCGUCCCUUGGCCCCCCACCUCACCCUCAAUCUACGCAUCAACCUACACGAGCGCACGCAACGAAGCCUUCGCCAAAGCUAGCGCCGCACACCGAAAGUCCAAAUCCGAUCGCUUGAUGUCCGGGGCGGCAGCCGUCUACAGUGAACAGGGACAUGAAUACAGCAACAGAGCGCGAGAAUACAGUGACAUCGCCGCUGAGACGCUAGUAGACCAGAAUUCUAGCGGGGAUACGCUAGAUUUACAUGGCAUCACGGUGAAGCAAGCGGUGAAGAUUUCGCGGGAACGCACGACUCAGUGGUGGGUCAGGGAGAGCAACAACAGGGAAUUGAGACGGGGAGGGGUAAAGGCGCUGUGUAUUGUUACGGGGUGUGGAAGACACUCGAAGGACGGGAAACCAAGACUUCUACCGGCGGUCAGUAAGAUGUUGAUUCGUGAGGGGUGGGAUAUCCAGGUCCAGGGGGGGCAGGUUCUGGUUUGGGGGGCUAAAGCGCGGGCGGGGAGGUAG